Eufriesea mexicana is the source of this 891-nucleotide messenger RNA. RefSeq names its product micronuclear linker histone polyprotein. The transcript has 4 exons. NCBI's taxonomy places the organism in Eukaryota, Metazoa, Arthropoda, Insecta, Hymenoptera, Apidae. Gene Ontology annotation, cellular component: nucleosome. Gene Ontology annotation, molecular function: DNA binding. The coding region runs from base 1 to 891 and encodes 296 amino acids. Gene Ontology annotation, biological process: nucleosome assembly. The record is from RefSeq and is a predicted model, not a curated record.
AUGGUGCACGCGUCGAAUCCACGUCUGAUGAAUCGCGUCCUCGAUGUGGUGGAGCGUCUGUGCGACGGUAAAGGUUCCACAGCUCAGGAUAUCCUCGAUUUCCUUCGACAAACUUCGAAGAGCACGCCGAGGAACUUGACGAUGCAGGUUCAUCGAGCUCUGAAGCACGCGGUGAAUGCCGGUUUGUUGCGGCACAGAAGUGGUCAUUACAAGUCACUGUUCAUGUUAAAACCAGUUCCAGUUAAGCAGACAUCGAACGAGAAUAACAGAGAAAAAUUGACCAACGAAGCAAAGGACAAGCAGAAAGCUUCUUCAAAGACCAAAAAAGAUAAAGGAGACAGCAGAAACAAGAAACAGCGUCGCGAAAGGGGACGGAAACGCAGCCGCAGUGGCGAGAGAAGACGAAAACGACGCAGCGGGUCCAAGAAACAGGACGUGGUGAAGAACAAGAUAGGAAAGCCGAAGUACAAAGAAAAAGGGGGAAGUGGUCGGUCACCACGACACAAGAUCUCGAACAGCAGGCUGCAGGCAGAUAUCGGAAACGCGUCAAGCUCGUCUAAUCGUAAAAGGAGCAAGCCGAGACCGAGGGAUUCGAGCAGCCACAGCGAUUUGUCGGACUGCAACGACUACGAGAGUAGAAAGGCUAAAGUGAGAAGGAGAGAUCCGUCGCUUCAAGAACGCAAACAGGAUGGAAAUGGAAGAGAGAACAGGUCUGUAUCGCGAAAUCGCAGUGUGCAUAGGCAACAAUCGCAGCAAUCGCAUGCGAAACACUGUAACGACGACGAUAAAGCGAAUCAAGUGAGCACCAAGGAUGGGAAAAACGACGAGGUUGAUCAGAACACAGGGAGAGAUCACGAGUCUAAUAACAGUGGAAGUAAUAGUUCAUUGUGA